GACCAUCUGCCAGUGUUGUCUCAUCACGUUCACAGACCGUUCUAGGUUCGCCUCCAGACGGAGAACUUUCUUGACAAAAUCCAGUGUGCUUCCGCCAAUGUUUCUCGAACACUUGUAUGAACUACAGGUGGUGGGGAUUCUCAAACAUGAGGAAACCUUAUACAUUGCAUUCUCUGACUUCGACUCCGAGGUUCUCGGCGGUAAUCGAUGCAACUAUGCUGGAGGAAUGCUGAAUCCACCGACGAGCAUACUUAAAAUUGCGUUGGUACUAUCCGGGUACCCUGUUUUCCCCGUUCCCAUCGUCGUCACGCUCACAGGAUUUCACACAACAUGACUGCUCAAGAUACCAUCCUCAUAGCCGUAAUGGGCGCAACUGGCACUGGAAAAUCGACGUUCAUUAACAAAGCCAGUGGCAUGAGCCUUAUUGUCGGAGAUGGGCUCAAGUCUUGCACGUCAGAGGUCGCAUACUCUAACGAGUUUGUCCUCGAUGGUCGUCGUAUCAUUCUCGUUGAUACACCCGGGUUCGACGACACGACCGUCUCCGAUACGGACAUACUCAAGUUGAUUGCUCUCCACCUUCAAACGACCUACGAGCAAGGCGUCACCUUGAGCGGAAUCUUGUACCUGCAUCGCAUCUCUGACUUCAGAGUGGGUGGCAUUUCACGAAGAAACUUUAGCAUGUUCCGCAAGCUCUGUGGAGAUGAGACGCUUAAAAACGUUCUCAUCGUUACAACCAUGUGGGGCCUCGUCGAUCCAGAAAGAGGUACAGCGCGCGAGAGGGAGCUCGCGAGCGACGACAUCCUAUUCAAACCUGUCAUCGAGAAGGGCGCUCAAAUGGUUAGACACGACAACACUCCUGAACGUGCCAAAGAUAUACUCCGCAGGAUCAUAAAGAAUCGUCCUCAAGUUCUACGCAUUCAGCGCGAGCUUGUCGAUGAAAAGAAGGAUAUCAGCGAGACCGGUGCUGGUGCUGAGCUCGGACGUGAGCUUGCUGAGUUAGCAAGAAAGCACAGAGACGAGUUGAAAGUGAUUCAAACGGAGAUGCAGGCGGCUCUGGCGGCGAAGGACAUGGAGACUAAGAAGGAGCUCGAGGAGUACCAUAAGAAGCUGCAGGAUGAGAUGGAGAAGGCGGAGAGAGAUCGCGAACGGCUAUCGCGAGAUUAUGCUUUGGAGAAGUCGUUGUCCGACCAACGCCUUGAAUUGUUCAAAAAGGAACUCGAGAUGGAGAAGGAAGCAGGGGCCGAACGACAAAGGGAACUGCAGCGACUCCAGGAGGAGCUCGUUAGGAACACUCAAUUAUCUGCCGAAGCUCAGCAGGAGCUGAAGAGUCAAAUCAGUGCACUCCAAAGCCGUGGCCGUCGUGGGGGCUUCUGUUCCAUCCAAUGAUCUUCCGCGUGGGUCACGAUCUGAGGUGAAGUUGCUGUCUCUGUGUACGACUAAGUAGUUAGCUUGAACAGAAUCGAAACAGCAAACAUGAUAAUGAUGUAUGAAACAAGUGUUCGAUAGAUAGAUAAGCAAGGAUCCAGUGCGGCGGCGAUCUUGGCGGCGAUAUAUGUACAUCAGGCUCGAUGACCUUCAGACAAAUAUAUUCAGAACUGAGCGUGAUAAACUAAUGAAUCCUACGCAUGUGC
Messenger RNA from Somion occarium, 1631 nucleotides. The record is from the annotation of a GenBank genome assembly. Lineage: Eukaryota; Fungi; Basidiomycota; Agaricomycetes; Polyporales; Cerrenaceae.